Messenger RNA from Xenia sp. Carnegie-2017, 1733 nucleotides. RefSeq lists its product as uncharacterized. Lineage: Eukaryota; Metazoa; Cnidaria; Anthozoa; Malacalcyonacea; Xeniidae. The record is from RefSeq and is a predicted model, not a curated record. Bases 288 to 1430 code for a protein of 380 amino acids. The transcript has a single exon.
ACAAAACAAUCGUUUGUGCGUGAUAUACAAAACUCGUGAAAUCGUUAUUGCAAAUACAAGUAAAAGGCAAUGGUACAUCGAUUAGAGGUGUACACAAUAUACAAGGACAAGGCCAUUGGAUAAGUAGCUUAUGACGGAGGAACAAGAAACAGUUGAAAUUGUAGGCGAAAGCAAGUAUAUAAAUUCAGUGCGAUUGCUUGUAGUAAAGAUUUUGUUCACUCUACGCUCAAAGCAAACCUGAAAUACAACUUUGCGUUAUUUCAUGAAAAAGAAUACAAAAUAUAAAAAUGAAGAGAACACACUGCUCCAAAAUACGGUCAUUGAAAUUUCAAGAGCGGAAGAUGAGACAAGAAUUGAAUGAUACAAUGAAAGAAAUUAGCGAAGACACAAAAAAACGGGAAAAAGAAGAUGCAUAUCUUAUCGUAGGCGAACGUCAAAAGCUCGCAAAUCGUUUCCUCGACAUGCACUCAAAACUCUUACGCACUAAAGAUGAAAGAAGAAGGCAAGAGAUCAUGAAGAAUGAUGAAAGUAGCAAACAAGUAAGAAGUAAAAUUGAAAGCAGUUAUGCAAAUGCAGCUAGACGCCACAACAGAUUGCUAUGGACGACGGUUGAAUUACAACGUAUGAAAGAUGAUGAAAGUGCCAUUCGUAAAAUAGCCAAAAACAAUGAUAAACAAUUGCAAAAUAAAGAAAAAAGCAUAAAGCAAAAUAAUUUCAACAAAACUGAGGUAGUCCAAAAUGGUCGAUUCACAUCGGCAAUGACCAUGUCAGUUUCUACAAACGGGAAAGAGUCAAAUGAAAAUACCAUUCAAAGCAUUUUAAGGAAAGAAGAAAGCCAAUUUAGUCGGGAAGUCAAGAAACUCUCACCAAAUCGCAACAUGGCGGAACAUCGUCAAGUUGCAUUUGCUCCCAGUAGCUUACCAAAAUCCACGAUGCAAUAUUCCACCAAAGAGCAUGACUUUGUAAAUUUAGCCAGAAACGAGAAUCUGGAAGGAGUGCAAAAAUCCUUAUCGUCAAUGGGUUUAGAUGAUCCACGAGACCAACUCCAUAAAGCUGAUGCAUUGAAGCAAAAAUACGAUUUGACACGUGAGAUGAGGAAUUUAGCCCACGGCCAAAUGAUCUCGAGGCCAAAUCAUAACUCCUAUUGGAAGAUAGUUCCACCAUAUCGACGACCUCGUAAGAACUUUGUUCAUGUUCGAAGACCAUACGUUAUGAAAUUUUACGAAAAUAAAAUCAGCAUGGACAAAGCCAGAGAUAAUAAAGUUAAGCCAUUCUUAGUGAACGAUCACAGAUUCAAAGACAAGAAUGAAGUCCAAAUGUAUAAGUUGGCUUCAGAUCGGAUAGUUUCAACGAAAAGGAUCGAAGAGUUUUUACCAUGCAAAAUGAAACUGGAAAUUGAUGAUGAUAAAAUAAUCAAGAACAAGCAUUGAUCAUCACUAGAGCAGUUAGUUUCUCAGGCCUAAAGUAAAUAACUUGUAAUCAGUAUUUUUAAAAUGAGUCAAUGACUAUCAUGACUUAUCUUGAUCGGAAAAAUCUGUUUGACUAUAAUGAAUUUAUGCAUGCAUGUUGAUAAUAGAGCUUUAUUUAAACGGGCAUAUUUAUCGUCAAUCAAUUAAAGCUGGUUCUCACCAACAUAAGUACGAACAUGCAUGCAACAAAUAUUAUAAUGAAGAUAAAACUAUCAAAAACUGACUCAUCUCCUUAGAAGUUUUAUAUACAAUUGUUCAAAAUAA